UUCCCAGCCCGCCCCAGACUGCUCCUGACCUUGCUGUCCUGAAAGCGGCGAGGAGGCGCGGCGACACCGUGCAGCUCUCCCCUUACUCUCCUGGCGACCCCUGCUUCCAUAUCCAGGGUGUGCCCGCGUAGGGUCUCCCGCCCGCAGCCCCACCGCAAAGCUGUCUCAGUGCCCGUGCUCGGGCCCCCGGGUUAAUGGCGUUGGGCGGCAAUGGCAGCUCGCUCCUUGGGCCGCCUCGCAGUCACGGAAUCACAGCGGACCACGAGCAGCACUCGUUGAAUCCACUGCGGGGCUUUGAGGACCAGGGACAGCGCCGCAGAAGGCAAGAGCAGCGCGGCCGGCGGUGGGCUUUCAGGACCGGGGACAGCGCGAAGAGAAGGCAAGACCAGGGACAGCGCGCAGAGAAGCAAUGCCUGAGCCAUCAGAGGGCUUUCAGGACCAGGGGCAGCACCCACACAGAAAGACAAGACCCGUGCCGUCAGUCCUGCUGUAGGGACCGUGGACAGCGCCCUCCAAAGAUCCGCACUGUCAGCUUGGCUUUCAGGACCUGGGGUCAGCGCCCACAGAAGACAAAAGCCGGCACUGUCAGCGAGCACAGGAAGGAGAGUCCAGGCUGUCUCCGGAAAUGGGAACCUGCAGCCAACAGCGACGCGGAGCUUUCUCUCUUCAUCUACGGGCAGGCACCGUGCCUCUUCCCCCAAGACCCGGCGCAGAGGGAAUGCCCUCCUGACUGCCAGAGGCGCCCAGGUGGCCCAUGCGGCUCUUGGAGAUCUGGGUCCUCAUCUCUUUCCCAAAAGGAUCACAGGUCUCCCUGGCGUCGGUCAGCCAAGCCGUGAGCUCCUGCCUUCACCUCCACUUCUGUCCACCGUGUCCUGAGUAACUCUCCUGCACCUGGCCCGUCUGCCACUCUGUCCUGCCUUGGGGCCUCUGGCUAGGCACUGAGCCGUGAGCCAAGGGAAACCACUCCUCCUUUAUGCUGUGGUAUCGGGUGUUUUGUCCCAGCUGUGAGGAGAGAGACGGCUGCGACAGGGCUUUGCUCUGCAGGGCUACUGACUGCAGCGAUUGACUCAGCCUCCAAGAAAAUGCCUCGGACCCACCCAGCCCUCAUGGCUGGUCUUUCUGGCGUGACCACUCCACCCUCAGGCCAGCAGACGUGCCCUAAGAACUGGUGUGGUCAACCACGACAAGGACAGGUCCACCAGGUGUGACACAGAUGGGCUCCAAGAGCCACGGGCAAGGCCAGUCCUUCCCUUUCACCUGUCCCACGAGGUCCUCUCAUUCCCUUGGGGAGUCCUUGCCACUGACCACAUCCAUGGUCGCACCGUGAGACCCGCGUAGAAAGCAGCAGAACCAGGAGCGGACUCAGCGUCCUGCUCUCUUGCUGUGACACAGGCGUCCCUGAAGGCCUGCUGGAGCUGCGGGAGGGGCGGUGGUUGCAGAGGCACUGCCCUGCCCGCCUGCUCCCCUCGAGCUCAGUCUCUGGAUGGAUGAUACAGCCGCGCGGAGCGUCUCUGUUGCCCAGAACAUGGUUGGCAGCUGAGCAUGAGGAAGAACGGUCACUGCACAGGUAAAAAACCUGGCCUGCUCCUCCUUGGCUGCUACCUCUGCUGCUCCAACCUCACCGCACCCAGAGCAGCUGUAGUGCCCUGCCCUAUUCCAGAGGACCUGCCCCAUGUGGCCGCCAUGAGCAGGGGACCCAGCACGACUCAGGCCAGCCUCACAGGCGGCGUGAUCACUGUCACCGUGGCCGCCAUCAGUUUGUGACUGCACAGUCCUAGCACACAGUGUGGCCAGGCACACCGUGACUUUGCAACACAGAGCCCAUCCUCAUUCUUUUUCAUGGAUGGGGAAGCUGGGGCAGAGGGCCAUAAUCCGAAGCACGGUCUUGGUGUGAGGGAGCAGAGGUGCUAAGGUGCAACCUAGCGUGUUCAGCAUUAAAGCUGGUGCUCCAGGCUUCUCUGCGGUCAUCAAGAAAAUGUGACUUAAAUGCGUAAGUGUUCAUGUUUCUUUCAGCAAAGCCCAGAAGGCAGGCAGGGCCGUCACAGUGCUGGGGCUGUAACCAAGGACCCAGGCUCUUAUUAUUCUGUUCAGUACAACUAUAACAAGAGCUUCCAUACUUCUUUGCCUCAUGGUCCAAGCUGGCUGCUGGAGGACAAGCCAUCACCCCUGCUUUACAGGCUCCGCCUCCUGACCGGCAGUCCCGUAGGAACUCAUGUUGGAUCAACUCUCGCCUCGCGGGUUAGAACAGCGCUCCAGGACCCGGUCACCUUCCCACAGCGCCACCCGGGCAUACGAGGCUUUGGAGGCCGACUGUGGCUCUAACUGCUCACAGUGCCUGGGGUGAUAACGGAGAAGGUAUUUAAGCCCAG
This is a messenger RNA of Chinchilla lanigera (long-tailed chinchilla), 2369 nucleotides long. RefSeq lists its product as uncharacterized. Lineage: Eukaryota; Metazoa; Chordata; Mammalia; Rodentia; Chinchillidae. The coding region runs from base 195 to 836 and encodes 213 amino acids. The transcript is spliced from 5 exons. The record is from RefSeq and is a predicted model, not a curated record.